UCAUUGCGCCGGGGUUUAUCUUUGGACCCCACUUUGCAUCUCAAUAACAUAGACAUAUCUGUUCAACAGGAACACAAAUUUCUUGGUGUAAUCUUUGACAAGAAGCUUUCUUUUGUGCCACAUUUGAAGAAGUUGAAACGUAAAUGCUUAAGUUCUUUAAAUGUUCUCAAGGUGUUGUCCCACAUUUCAUGGGGAUCGGACAGGCGAUGCCUCUUACGAUUAUACAACUCCCUGGUUCGGUCUCGGCUUGACUACGGUGCAGUCGUGUAUGAUUCGGCACAAUCUUCUACUUUGAAGAUGCUGGAUCCCGUUCACCACUUGGGGCUCAGACUUGCCUCCGGUGCAUUUCGUACAUCACCUGUGUUAAGCCUAUAUGCUGAUACACAUCAGAUGUCGCUUGAGAAACGCAGACAGUACCUGAGUCUCUGUUAUGCUUAUCGGGUCUAUUCUAAUCCACAACACCCAGGUUACAGUGCCAUUCAUAGCUGUCGUUUCUCUCGACUUUUUGAAAACAAGCCGACCAUUGUACGGCCACUCAACUUUCGCAUUCAGAAUUUCAGUGCUUCCCUUCAUGUCCCACUUCAUGUUGCCGUGCUAAAUUACAGGGACAGAGUUGCUCCUUGGGACGAAGUCCCAAUCGUUUGCGACUCGACACUUACAAAAUACAGUAAGCGGGCUACCUCCCCACGAGUUCUUCAACAGGAGUUCCUUUCAUUACAGGAGACUUAUAGAGGUUACACUGAAUUCUAUACCGAUGGGUCGUAA
Messenger RNA from Ixodes scapularis (black-legged tick), 765 nucleotides. RefSeq lists its product as uncharacterized. The annotation marks the transcript as partial. The record is from RefSeq and is a predicted model, not a curated record. NCBI's taxonomy places the organism in Eukaryota, Metazoa, Arthropoda, Arachnida, Ixodida, Ixodidae. The transcript has a single exon.